AUCCCCUCAGACGCAAUGUAGGCACAGACAAACUCAGGACUUUUGCACACUCUGUUCUUCACCGCAUGUAAUUUAUCGGAACAAAGCAGGCUACAUUUAAUUUUCUCUCAGCGUUACAACACCUUUGGCAGAUAAACAAAAUGAAGGUCUCAAGCAUAGACUGCCGCCGCCUAAGGAAAAUCAUUCGGAAGGAAUGUGGGAGCUGCCUCAUUGUGGAUUGUCGACCGUACUUUUCUUUCUCGAACUCCGGUAUUAAAGGUUCAGUAAAUGUGAACUUGAACUCGGUUGUUGUCCGAAGAUCCCGGGGUGGACCGGUACCUAUUCAAUUUGUCAUCCCAGACGAAAGAGCCCAGUAUCGACUUCGAGAAGGUAGCAUCUCGACUGUUGUUGCUUUGGACGACAGGACAUCACAUUGGCAAAAACUGAAAAAGGACAGUGUCGCACAGAUCGUUAUAAAUACGCUUUCACAUCUAGCAAGUGGAGCAAACAUUUGUUUUCUUAAAGGUGGAUACGAGAACUUCCAUUCCCAGUACCCUGAACUUUGCACGGAGAUGAAGCCAAUCCCACAUAGCGGAACUGAAAACGAGAAAAUAGCGAGCAACAUCCACUGUGAGAAACUGAGCGCCCAUCAUAAACCGGAUUACGAUCAGGGCAAGCCUGUGGAGAUUCUCCCUUUCCUUUACCUUGGCAGUGCCUACCACGCCUCCCGACAGGACUAUCUGAGUGACCUUCAGAUCACAGCAUUGCUCAACGUCUCCCGGAGGGACACACAGCAAUCCAAAGGCCACUUCCAUUAUAAGUGGAUCCCGGUGGAGGACAGUCACAUGGCCGACAUCAGCUCCCAUUUCCAGGAGGCUAUUGAAUUUAUCGAUUUUGUGAAGCAAGAAGGUGGGAAGGUACUGGUCCACUGCGAGGCAGGCAUCUCCAGAUCUCCCACCAUAUGCAUGGCCUACAUUAUGAAGACCAAGAGCCUGCAGCUGGAGGAGGCCUUCGACUUCAUCAAGCAGCGACGGGCCCUCAUCUCCCCAAACUUUGGAUUCAUGGGCCAGCUGCUCCAGUUCGAAUCGGAGGUCCUCUCCUCCACACCCCCGGCCACUCCCGCCCCCUGCAACCAGGAAACCGCUUCCCUCUUCACUAAGGAGUUUACCCUCGGCAAGAACUACGAAUCCUCCAUGUUCAACUUCCCUACCUCCUUUCUAAGCCCCAUACCAAUUCAGUCGCCAGUUCGUCAAUUUCAAUUAAGCCCAAUUACUGCACUGCCUUAA
Molecule: messenger RNA, 1265 nt
Organism: Anguilla rostrata (American eel)
Lineage: Eukaryota; Metazoa; Chordata; Actinopteri; Anguilliformes; Anguillidae
Gene: dusp5
Product: dual specificity phosphatase 5
Exons: 4
Coding region: 141-1265 (374 amino acids)
Biological process (GO): negative regulation of MAPK cascade; endoderm formation; protein dephosphorylation
Cellular component (GO): nucleus; cytoplasm
Molecular function (GO): protein tyrosine/threonine phosphatase activity; MAP kinase tyrosine phosphatase activity; MAP kinase tyrosine/serine/threonine phosphatase activity
Source: RefSeq, a predicted model, not a curated record